Molecule: messenger RNA, 801 nt
Organism: Naegleria lovaniensis
Lineage: Eukaryota; Heterolobosea; Eutetramitea; Acrasida; Naegleriidae
Exons: 1
Coding region: 1-801 (266 amino acids)
Source: RefSeq, a predicted model, not a curated record
AUGAUCGUUCCAUCUUCCAGUAGUGAAGACUCUCCCACCUCUUCUUACAGUAAUAACCACAACAAACGAAACAAGUUAUCUCCUCAUUCACAUCUUACAGAGUUUAUUAGAGACAACAUCAUGCAGUAUUUACUCUUUCAUUUACAGUCGUCUCAUUCGAAAACACACAUGUCCAACAACUCAUAUUCAGAGAAUCAAUGUAUUAUUCCUGUUGGGCUGUUAUUUGAUUAUAUUGCACAGCAAGCUCAACGACUCUAUUUCAACAUGUACGAAUAUAUUAGAGAGCUAGCUCUAAUACCUACGAGUCACAAUCGUGAACGUAUACUAUCCUCUUAUGUAAGCACUGCAAACAAUAACAAUCGUAUGCAAGAAUUAUCUCUGGCAUGUAAUGAAUUUGAAAAACUAGUGAUUGAACAGGUGCACUUUCUCAUGGAUCAAGUUCAAUUAAUCCAAUGCGCUCCAUCACCGUCUAGUUUCAAUCACACCACCACCACAGUCAUUCCCAUGAUGAGAAAAUAUGAAAGUAUUUUGCCAAGCAAUUUUGGCUCCAUCAAGCUGGUUGGUAGUGCUUCUUCCUCUGGAAUGGUAGGUCUUAGAUCGUCAACUUCAAUAGUGGAUGAUUCAUCGCUCAUCAAAUCAGAGAAUGGGCUAUUUUCCUUGCAGUCACCCUUUCCAAGUACAAUUAACAGCGGCUAUUGUGACAUGACAGCCAAUAUUUCUCACAACAAUUUUGACAUUUCUUCUCUUUUGAACGAGAGAUUCAAAUUUUCUCCAACCCUAUCCUCAUUCCUUAAACAUUAA